AUGAUCAAUGUCCCCCACCCGACGGCCGCCGCGGCGGCGGCGGCGGCGCGGCCCCGGCCGGGGAGCGGAGUCCGCGGUGGAGGCGCGGGAGGGGCCGGGCCCCUCCCGACGGGACUCCCCCGCGGGCCCACCACCGCCCCCGACCCACGGGCGGACGGGCGAUCCCCCCAAGGGGUCUUUAAACCUCCGCGCCGGAACGCGCUAGGUACCUGGACGGCGGGGGGGCGGACGAGGAGGCGGGGGAGGGGACCGGCGUCCGGCCCCCGACCCUCGAGACGCCCUAGCGGGAAGGCCGGGGAGAGCGAGCGGGGCCGUGCCCGGCGGCGCGGAGCGGCGCGGCGGAGGCGACGGGAAUCCGGCCGGCCCCGAAGACGGGGAGCCGGCGCGGCGGGGCCGGACGACGGGCCCCGGCGGGGAGGAGGGCACCGAGACCCCCCAGACCCGCCGCGACGCCGCCGAGAACCGCCCCCGCGCCCGCCGACACCCACGUCGUCGGGGCCGCGGCCGGGGACCGCUCCCCGCCGCCCGCCGGCCCCACGACACGCGCACACCAACGACACGCCCUUCUUUCUCUCUCUCUCUCUCUCUCUCCCCCCCGUCUCCCUCCCGAGUUCUCCGGCUCUCGCGGCCGGCGGGGCCGGGCGGCGAACGAACGAGCGAGCGAACGAACGGGCACGCGGGCCCCGCCCGCGCACGCGCCGCGUCGCGGUGGGGGGGCGGGUGUGCGGAGGGAAGCGCGCGGCGGCGGCGGCGCCGCCGCGGGCCUCGCCCUCCGGGCUCCGUUAAUGAUCCUUCCGCAGGUUCACCUACGGAAACCUUGUUACGACUUUUACUUCCUCUAGAUAGUCAAGUUCGACCGUCUUCUCAGCGCUCCGCCAGGGCCGUGGGCCGACCCCGGCGGGGCCGAUCCGAGGGCCUCACUAAACCAUCCAAUCGGUAGUAGCGACGGGCGGUGUGUACAAAGGGCAGGGACUUAAUCAACGCAAGCUUAUGACCCGCACUUACUGGGAAUUCCUCGUUCAUGGGGAAUAAUUGCAAUCCCCGAUCCCCAUCACGAAUGGGGUUCAACGGGUUACCCGCGCCUGCCGGCGUAGGGUAGGCACACGCUGAGCCAGUCAGUGUAGCGCGCGUGCAGCCCCGGACAUCUAAGGGCAUCACAGACCUGUUAUUGCUCAAUCUCGGGUGGCUGAACGCCACUUGUCCCUCUAAGAAGUUGGGGGACGCCGACCGCUCGGGGGUCGCGUAACUAGUUAGCAUGCCAGAGUCUCGUUCGUUAUCGGAAUUAACCAGACAAAUCGCUCCACCAACUAAGAACGGCCAUGCACCACCACCCACGGAAUCGAGAAAGAGCUAUCAAUCUGUCAAUCCUGUCCGUGUCCGGGCCGGGUGAGGUUUCCCGUGUUGAGUCAAAUUAAGCCGCAGGCUCCACUCCUGGUGGUGCCCUUCCGUCAAUUCCUUUAAGUUUCAGCUUUGCAACCAUACUCCCCCCGGAACCCAAAGACUUUGGUUUCCCGGAAGCUGCCCGGCGGGUCAUGGGAAUAACGCCGCCGCAUCGCCGGUCGGCAUCGUUUAUGGUCGGAACUACGACGGUAUCUGAUCGUCUUCGAACCUCCGACUUUCGUUCUUGAUUAAUGAAAACAUUCUUGGCAAAUGCUUUCGCUCUGGUCCGUCUUGCGCCGGUCCAAGAAUUUCACCUCUAGCGGCGCAAUACGAAUGCCCCCGGCCGUCCCUCUUAAUCAUGGCCUCAGUUCCGAAAACCAACAAAAUAGAACCGCGGUCCUAUUCCAUUAUUCCUAGCUGCGGUAUCCAGGCGGCUCGGGCCUGCUUUGAACACUCUAAUUUUUUCAAAGUAAACGCUUCGGGCCCCGCGGGACACUCAGCUAAGAGCAUCGAGGGGGCGCCGAGAGGCAAGGGGCGGGGACGGGCGGUGGCUCGCCUCGCGGCGGACCGCCCGCCCGCUCCCAAGAUCCAACUACGAGCUUUUUAACUGCAGCAACUUUAAUAUACGCUAUUGGAGCUGGAAUUACCGCGGCUGCUGGCACCAGACUUGCCCUCCAAUGGAUCCUCGUUAAAGGAUUUAAAGUGGA
This is a messenger RNA of Homo sapiens (human), 2087 nucleotides long. Its product is annotated as translation initiation factor IF-2-like. Lineage: Eukaryota; Metazoa; Chordata; Mammalia; Primates; Hominidae. The transcript is spliced from 2 exons. The coding region runs from base 1 to 786 and encodes 261 amino acids. The record is from RefSeq and is a predicted model, not a curated record.